This is a messenger RNA of Striga asiatica, 1536 nucleotides long. Lineage: Eukaryota; Viridiplantae; Streptophyta; Magnoliopsida; Lamiales; Orobanchaceae. The record is from the annotation of a GenBank genome assembly.
AAACCUUAAACCCCGACUGCAAAAAUGGCUACACUCCAGCUCGCAGUGCACCACCGCUCUCACUCCUUCGCCCUAAACCCUCACACCGCCGUCAAAUUAUCCUCUUCAAAAACCCAAUUCCCCCACAAAUUACGACCCCCAAAAUCCUCCUCCGGCGAGACUCCCUCAGCCCCCCGCCGCCGCGGCAGCAAGAAAUCCACCCCCACCGCGUCGCCGCCUUCGCCAUCGUCAUCCAAGAAGAAACCCAAGCGGCACACCAAAGCAGACGAAGCCCCGAGCACCCCCACAGUUCCCGACCAAAUCCCCGACGCCGGCGACGAGCUGUACGACUUCGACGACGGCAUCGACUUCCCGUACGAGGAUCCGCCGCUGUUGUGCUGCAUCGGGGCAGCCCGGAAGGAGUUCCUGCCGACGGUGAGGGUGUCGGAGGACCAGAUGCACCCGGACAUGUACUCCCAGUGGAAGAUGCUCCAGUGGGACCCGCCGGAAUUCGCGAGGGCCCCCGGCGGCCCGCCGUCCAACGUAGCGAUCUCCCACGCAAGGCUCGGUGGCCGAGCGGCCUUCAUCGGGAAAGUCGGGAGGGACGGGCUCGGGGAGGAGCUUGUGCUGAUGAUGAACAAAGAGAAGGUGCAGACGAGAGGGGUUAAGUUUGACGAGAGCUCGAGGACUGCGUGCAGCCACAUGAAGAUUAGAUUUGACGAGGGGAAAAUGUUGGCCGAGAUGGUCAAGGAAUGCGCGGAGGAUUCUUUGCUUGGGUCGGAGUUGAACCUCUCUGUGCUCAAGGAGGUCUUAGAUGAGCAAUGGAAAUUAAGUUAUUAUUGGUUUAGAGCUUUUCUUGGUCGUGCGGCCCGAAUGCUCCACUUGACCUCCGACACCCUCACCUCACCCUCCACGAGAUCCGCCCUCCUCCGAGCCAUUGCUUGGUCCAAAAAAUUCGGCGCCCUCACAUUCUUCGACCCGAACCUCUCCCUCCCUCUAUGGAAAUCCCGAGACGAAACCCGGGCCAUCAUCAAGCCCGCGUGGGACCAAGCCGACAUCAUCGAGGUCACGAGGCAAGAGCUCGAGUUCCUCCUCGACGAGCCUCGCUACCAACGCAUCCGAAACUACAAACCCCAAUACUACGCGGAGAGCUACGAAGAAAUGAAGAGCCGUCGAAAUUUCCACCACUACACGCGAGAGGAGAUCGAGCCUCUUUGGCACGACGGGCUCAAGUUGCUUUUCGUGACGGACGGUACUUUGAGAGUGCAUUAUUAUUCGCCAGUUUUCGAUGGGGUGGCGGUGGGGACGGAGGAUGUUUUGAUAACGCCGUUUACGUGCGAUAGGACGGGUUCGGGAGAUGCGGUUGUGGCGGGAAUUAUGAGGAAGUUGAUGAUUUGUCAUGAGAUGUUUGAGGAUAAGGAUGUUUUGGAGAGGAAUUUGAGGUUUGCGAUUUCGGCCGGGAUUAUUGCGCAGUGGACGAUUGGGGGAGUUCGGGGGAUGCCGACUGAGAGUGCGGCGCAGAAUCUUAAGGAGCAAGUUUACGUGCCGUCCAUGUGG